Messenger RNA from Bursaphelenchus xylophilus (pine wood nematode), 2126 nucleotides. The record is from the annotation of a GenBank genome assembly. NCBI's taxonomy places the organism in Eukaryota, Metazoa, Nematoda, Chromadorea, Rhabditida, Aphelenchoididae.
AUGGUAGAAAAUAAACCUUCCGCUGAAUGGAAUAAAGGAGAAAAGUAAGUUCGGCAAGAUCUUUGCUUUAUUCAUCUUUUAGAGUACCGUAUUUAGCACUGGCAAGAACUCUGAAGAAGAUUGAAGAAACGUCUUCCAGACUUGAAAUAAUAAGUAUACUAUCCAAAUUUUUUGCCAGUGUAAUCAAGACAACACCAGCUGAUCUACCUCCUUGUGUUUAUCUUUGUAUAAACCAGUUGGGUCCGUCAUAUGAAGGAUCGGAAUUAGGUGUAGCUGAAGGAAUCUUGAUGAAAGCUUUGGCUCAGGCGACUGGCAGGAAGGUUGACAAGAUUAAAGCGGAUAUGGUGGCUAAAGGGGAUCUUGGAUUGGUAGCCGAAUCCAGUCGGUCUAGUCAAACUAUGCUUGGAUUUGCAAAGCCGAAACCUUUAACUGUUUCUGACGUUUUCAGGAAAUUGAGGGACGUUGCAAAUUUGUCAGGAAAUAAUGUAAGUUUAGAUUUAGAUUUUUUCAUUCAUUUAGUCCCAAGAUCGAAAGAUUAAAGCAAUUCAAGGACUUUUGGUUCCUUGCAAGGAAUGUGAAGCUAGGUUCUUAAUACGAGGUCUUAGUGGGAAGUUGAGAAUUGGGCUGGCUGAGCAAUCAUUGAUUGUGGCUCUGUCCAAUGCGUUCACGGAUGUUGAACUGGAGAAUGCCGAGAAGAAAAUGGCUGCAGACAAGCUGAAGGAAAAGAAAGCAGCCGAUGCCUUGAUUCUGAAGACAGCUUAUUGGUGAGACAAUUUCUUCUGUGUCAUAUGUUGGUUUAGUGAAUGUCCCAACUUUGGUAAGAUUAUCUCCACUGUUCUCGAAUAUGGAAUCUCCCAACUUCCCGAGCAUGUUACAAUUGUUCCCGGGAUACCAAUGAAACCGAUGUUGGCUCAUCCUACAACGGGUGUCGCUGAGGUUAUGAAGCGAUUUGGAACGGCUCAGUUUGCUUGUGAAUGGAAAUAUGACGGGGAAAGAUGUCAACUACAUCGUUGCAAAGACGGGGCCAUGAAGAUAUACAGCAGAAACAUGGAGAAUAACACCGAAAAGUAUCCAGAUGUAAUCAAAAAGAUACCUGAUGUUCUUGUAGAUCCCAAUACCGAAUUCAUUGCUGAUGGAGAGGUAGUGGCUUGGGAUGUGACCAGAAAAACAAUAUUACCUUUCCAGCAAUUGAGUACUAGAAAACGAAAGGUUCGUUUUGUCCUUUACUAUUUACGAUUUUGUUUUUAAGAUUGAUGCCGAUUCAGAAAUCAAAAUCCAAGUUUGUAUAUUCUUAUUCGACCUUUUGUAUUUAAAUGGAGAAUCCUUAGUGAGAAGACCAUUCCGAGAACGGAGAGAUCUUUUAAAGAAGACAUUCAAAGAAGUUGAGGGAAAUGUGAUGUUUGCGACAUUCCUGGAUACAGAAGACACUGAUGAGAUUGCACAAUUCCUUGAAGAUGCUGUUAAGGGAAAUUGUGAAGGGCUGAUGGUAAAGGCGCUUGAUGAGAAUGCUAAUUAUGAAAUUGCCAAGAGGUCUCACAGCUGGCUGAAAUUAAAGAAGGAUUACUUGGAAGGGGUUGGAGAUACCCUCGAUCUGGUUGUGAUUGGAGGAUAUUGUGGCGCCGGAAAGAGGACAGCCGUUUAUGGUGGAUACCUUUUGGCCUGCUACAAUCCAGACUUCGAGGAAUAUCAGACCAUUUGCAAGGUAAGGAUAUUAGAAAAGCCUUCAAUAAAAAUAUAUUUAGAUUGGAACUGGCUUUUCCGACGAAGAUUUGAAGACUCAAUAUCAAUAUCUCCAAGAGGUCCGAGUGGAAAAACCGUCGACCAACAUAAGGUUCGAUUCCUGGCUCCAGCCGGAUCAUUGGUUUGAACCGAAAUACGUAUGGGAAGUCAAGGCAGCCGAUCUUUCCAUCUCUCCCAGACAUACAGCAGCUAUCGGAAUGGUGGAUAAGGAGAAGGGCAUCUCCUUGAGAUUCCCUCGGUAUAUACGUCUUAGAGACGACAAAAGUCCCGAAGAUGCAACCAGUGCUGAGCAAGUGGCCGAGAUGUAUAAGAGCCAACAAAUUAUUCAGAAUCAGAAGAAACAGGAGGGGAUGGAGGAAGACGAGGAGGAGGUCAUGGAGGAAUAA